AUGGAGCGCGCCUUGGCCCGCUGGCCUCGGCUGCAGCUCCUCGGGAGAACCGGGGCGCCCACGCGAGAAUCUCCCCACCUGUUGGGUGCCGAAGGGCCCCUGGACGUGUGUUGGGGGGGCGCUGAUCGAUGUCCACAGGUGGAUUCUGGCAUGCGAUGGCGGGUGUCGUGUUUCGAGGACAUAGUGGCCCUGCGCGAUGUGCUGGUCUGUGGGCCAGGCGCUGCGGGGGCGCGGGAGGCUCUGCUGCGCGCGCGCGCCGCAGGUGGCUGCGCUCCUGAGUCCUGGACCACCUCCCGAUGCUACGCCGCUGCCAAGGUGCUUGCUGAUCACCUCCCCCUGAUGAUCUCCCUGUUCUUUCUGGGGAAUGGGGACAAGAAGAGCAGCCUCCCAGGGUUGUUCCAAGCUUCUCGAAAGGCCUGUCUACACUUGCUGUCUUCCUUCCUCACCUCCAAUUUCCUCUUCAACCCACUGCUUCCUGACUUGUUCUGCUCCGUCGAACGACCCUACCUCAGGCCCCUCGUCUUGUCCCACUGGGUGUUAGCCACAGCCUGCCCCUGGGAGGCCUGGGCUCUGCCGUGCCCCAGGCCUCACGGCCGGUGUGGGGGCUACCAGCUGGGCCCGUUGCUUCUUCACCUCUUCGUGUCCUUGCUCAUCUCCACGACCCGCCUCCUUCCACUGAAAACCAUGCAGCAGGUCCGCCCUGUCCCCGGCACACCGGCUGGGCCGGCCGAAGACCCGGACGGAAGAGGCCGGAACAGCCCCCCGAGGACGCCGUUCUGCCCCAGGGAGCCCGCCGAGCUGCUUGCCGCCAGCCCCGUGCCUCUCCACUUCCACCCGUUUUGGGCUGAAGACCCCACCCGGAAUCCUCCACGGAAGGAGAGACCUUCACGCGCCACCCAGCACCCUCCGACGUUCAAAUCCCUCCGCAGCCACAGGGACACCCUGCACACGUUCCCGCGGGACAGGCCGGACCCAAAGACUCUGGACCAGGGCCGCCCCCUGCGAGGAGGGGCAAGCCCUCCUGGCCUCUCCUUGGGUAGCCACCCGUCCUCUGACUGAUGGACUGCACUGAUCUGAGGCUCAGACACGUGGGCUGGACCCCUGCCCACCCCUCAGGAGCCCUGAGACUUGGGGGAACCGCGGAGCGUUCACUGGCCCACACUGAGGACACCUACCUCACAGGGUUGUUGUGAGGAGUGAGCGAUGUGGUUUGAAAGCGCCUGACCUGGGGCUUGGCACACCCUAUUGUGCUCUCAAUAAAUGUGUUUCUUGCCUUAA
Molecule: messenger RNA, 1278 nt
Organism: Neogale vison (American mink)
Lineage: Eukaryota; Metazoa; Chordata; Mammalia; Carnivora; Mustelidae
Exons: 10
Coding region: 1-1059 (352 amino acids)
Source: RefSeq, a predicted model, not a curated record